UACCUAGAAGGGAAUGUUUCUAAGUCUUUAGUUACCGAAAGGAGUACCCAAGCGUUGGUGUCAACGUAUUCGCCUUGAAUUCGGGGGCGAACCAACAAAGGGGUGUUAGGGUACCUACCUAGGUAGUCGACGUGAGACUCGAACCCACAACCUCAGCCAUCCCUUGAAGAACACGCACGCUCCACAAAUACCUGACCAGGACGCACGCCACGAAUCGGGCUGUUCUAUUCGUAGGCCCAACCAUUGCGUCCAACUUGUUCAGCUCUUGGCACGUGCCUGGUUACCUCACACAACAGGUCCCCCGCACGAUGAACUUCCUUUUUCUGGGCAAUUCCAUCUAAAUCUUGUCUGAGGCCUACCAUACUCCGAGCCCAAGCAAUGCUCGCCGCUAAGAAUUUCUUCAACUUCCCGAAUCAUAGCUCGCGAGAUAGUACUCCACGCGACAGUCCACUGGCAACUAGUGCCAUGAUUUCCAAGCCGACCAUCGAGGACGAGAAGCCGAUGAUGGAGGACGACCGGGACCAAGACUCCGACACGGAAACUAUUCUCACCGAAAACACCACGACGGCAGCCACUAGCUUCUGGGACCAUACCGCCAUCCGCGAUGCGGUACCUUGGGCUGGCAAGACGUUCAUCAUCGUUGACAAAGCAUCCGGCCGGGUGAUCAGCCAUACGAACGGCGAACUACGACUCGAGGACAACACUGGUCGGAGGGGUUGUUGGCACUGGCUCUGUGUCGAGAAAGAUGGAUGGUUUGGGUUUUGCAAUACGGCGUCGGGGAGGUAUCUCGGGAUUAACGUCUGGGGGACUCUCCAGGCAGAGGUCAAACAUCACAAGGGGUGGGAGUUCUUUUGUCCAAGAAGACAUCCAGACGGGGGUUACAUAUUGCUCGCAACCCAAAACCAUUGGAAGUUGCUGAAGGUAGGCCUCAACAAAGAUGGCGAUGGUUUGGUUGCAAACGGGGAUCAUGACGGUAUCGUAUGGGAAUUCGUUCAGGUUUGAGCGGGGUUUGGGGGAGGUUGUUAUGCAGACAGUCCAUACCGGUAUUAGACAGGGGUGUUUUUGGCGGCAAUGAUGACAUGGAAGCUUAAACCCGAACCCUCAAGUCAGUCUCU
Molecule: messenger RNA, 1115 nt
Organism: Chaetomium fimeti
Lineage: Eukaryota; Fungi; Ascomycota; Sordariomycetes; Sordariales; Chaetomiaceae
Exons: 1
Coding region: 379-1002 (207 amino acids)
Source: RefSeq, a predicted model, not a curated record